This is a messenger RNA of Gymnodraco acuticeps, 1820 nucleotides long. It is a transcript of the gene isl1, whose product is annotated as ISL LIM homeobox 1. The transcript is spliced from 5 exons. Gene Ontology annotation, cellular component: nucleus. Lineage: Eukaryota; Metazoa; Chordata; Actinopteri; Perciformes; Bathydraconidae. The coding region runs from base 80 to 1165 and encodes 361 amino acids. Gene Ontology annotation, biological process: neuron fate specification; positive regulation of transcription by RNA polymerase II; axonogenesis. The record is from RefSeq and is a predicted model, not a curated record. Gene Ontology annotation, molecular function: cis-regulatory region sequence-specific DNA binding; DNA-binding transcription factor activity, RNA polymerase II-specific.
AAACAACGUAAUAGCCUACUACUACUACUACUGAUAAUAAUAAUAACGGUAUCGAUUUGAAUGCUAAGGCCAACUCUCCAUGAUGCGUUGUCCCGCGGACCGUUGUCCCCUGUCUGAUGUGUCCCGCUCCUCUGCCCCUCCAGAGAAGCGGCUCAUGUCUCUGUGCGUGGGUUGCGGGAACCAGAUCCACGACCAGUACAUCCUGCGGGUGUCCCCGGACCUGGAGUGGCACGCCGCCUGUCUGAAGUGCGCGGAGUGCAGCCAGUAUCUGGACGAGUCCUGCACCUGCUUCGUCCGGGACGGGAAGACGUACUGUAAACGGGACUACAUCAGGUUGUACGGGAUUAAAUGCGCUAAAUGCAACAUCGGCUUCAGCAAGAACGACUUCGUGAUGAGGGCCCGCUCCAAGGUGUACCACAUCGAGUGUUUCCGCUGCGUGGCCUGCAGCCGGCAGCUCAUCCCGGGGGAUGAGUUCGCUCUGCGGGAGGACGGGCUCUUCUGCCGGGCCGACCACGACGUGGUGGAGCGGGCCAGUCGGGGCUCCGGAGUCCCGCUCAGCCCGCUGCACCCCGCCAGACCGCUGCAGAUGGCAGCAGAACCAAUCUCGGCCCGGCAGCCCGCGCUGCGGCCUCACGUCCACAAACAGCCGGAGAAGACCACCCGAAUCCGGACGGUGCUAAACGAGAAGCAGCUGCACACGCUGCGGACCUGCUACAACGCCAACCCGAGGCCGGACGCCCUCAUGAAGGAGCAGCUGGUGGAGAUGACCAGCCUCAGCCCGCGGGUCAUCCGGGUCUGGUUCCAGAACAAGCGCUGCAAGGACAAGAAAAGGAGCAUCCUGAUAAAGCAGCUGCAGCAGCAGCAGCCCAACGACAAGACGAACAUCCAGGGGAUGACGGGCACCCCGAUGGUGGCGGCCAGUCCGGAGCGGCAUGACGGCGGCCUGCUGGCCAACCCGGUAGAGGUGCAGAGCUACCAGCCGCCCUGGAAGGUGCUCAGCGACUUCGCCCUGCAGAGCGACAUCGACCAGCCGGCCUUCCAACAACUGGUCAGCUUCUCGGAGGGUGGGCCGGGCUCCAACUCGACGGGCAGCGAGGUAGCGUCCAUGUCGUCCCAGCUUCCGGACACGCCGAACAGCAUGGUGUCCAGCCCCAUCGAGGCCUGAGGACUGACGGGAGCACCCCCCCUGCUCAUCCCAUCCCUCCCGACUGCACCAACAACCCCCCUGGUUGUAUUUUGACACUGUGAAGACAAUCAUGGGAUUUUACCACAGCCUCAUUAUAUGAUGUCCAUCCCGAAGAGGCGGGCGGAUGCGUCAUGGCCGGUGCUGCACGCGCACACGCCUGGUUAUAGUUGCCAAAACGAGAAGACAUGAACCAUCCAUAAAUGGGACCUCUGAGUAGGAGAGACAUCGAGAUCUUGCGAAAAGCUGUGCGCUACUUUGAAUAGAAACAUUGACUGGUGACUUUUUUAAAUAUUCGGUCCACGCACUUCAUCCUGUAAUAGACCACGAGGAGGGGAACAGCACUGCUUUUCUUCAUUUAAUUACACGGUUUCCUUCAUGACCCGAAAGCAUUUGCAACAAGGUAUACCUCUCUUUUGCCACAAGCUUCGUGGGACAUUUGUGUGAAUCAGUGUCCGUCCGAGAAUUCUUUUUUUCUUUCCCAAAGAUGUGUAUAUUUAAGUCAAAAAUACCGUUAGUUCUGGAAGAAAAUGUUUCGUUUGUUCCCGUGCAACAACAUUUAUUUAUUAUUUAUUGUCGAGACAUUUGCCACCUUUUGUGUAACUUUCUUAACUGAAGUAAAAAGAAACAAAAACGA